This is a messenger RNA of Sycon ciliatum, 1835 nucleotides long. Its product is annotated as ketohexokinase-like. The record is from RefSeq and is a predicted model, not a curated record. Lineage: Eukaryota; Metazoa; Porifera; Calcarea; Leucosolenida; Sycettidae. The coding region runs from base 80 to 1123 and encodes 347 amino acids. The transcript has a single exon. Gene Ontology annotation, biological process: fructose metabolic process. Gene Ontology annotation, molecular function: ketohexokinase activity.
AAACCUUUUCAAAUAUUGUACGGUGAGGAAGUCGGAAUGAAGUCGGUGGGCAUGGCACUGCAUUGGUGAAAGCCGAGAAAUGGCGUCAAAGGAAGAGCUAGGAGUGCCUGCUGAAGAGCGGCCUCUGUGCGGAAGCACAGCGGCUAAUUCAUCCGGCAUGUCGUGUGGAAAUCUGAAAUAUCGCUUUCUGAUGACUGGCAUUGCGUGUCUUGACAUAGUAAAUGUUUGUCCUCGCUUUCCCGAAGAGGAUGAAGACAUGCGAGCUGUGGGGCAGGAGUGGAGGCGAGGUGGCAACGCUUCGAACAGCUCGUGUGUUAUGUGCCAGCUUCCUGGCGCACGCUGCUGGCUUCUGUCCACUCUAGCCAGCGACGGGUUCGAGACUGAGUUUGUGCAGCGAGACCUGGAGCAGAACGGUGUGAAGUUGGAUUACUGCGUGCGCCAUGAUGACUGUCGCCUACCGACGUCCUACGUAGUGUUGAGUCAGGCCACCGGAUCACGUACUAUCGUGCACUAUCGUAAGCUACCCAAUCUGGACUUUGCUGAUUUCGAUCGCAUCCCAUUGGAGCAUUUCAGCUGGGUGCACUUUGAGGCUCGUAACAUGACCGAAGUCAGUAAGAUGAUUGAGAAACUGACCAGGCACCAGCAGUGUCAACCUGAUCAACGCCUGACAAUAUCUGUUGAAGUGGAGAAGACACGGCGAGAGACGUAUCCGCUCAUGGGCAUGGCUGACGUUGUAUUCAUCAGCAAGGAAGUAGCUCAGGAUCUUGGCCGCAACGACGCUAAGUCGGCAGUAGUGCAGCUGCACUCGUUGCACUGUCGCAAGGAUGCAAAGCUGAUAUGUGCAUGGGGCAGCUGUGGAGCGGAUGGGUUCAGUCAGAGCGAGGGCCAUGUUCACUGCGAUGCAUUUCCACCCGAGUCUCUAGUGGACACGCUGGGAGCAGGUGACACGUUCAACGCCGGUGUACUGUACGGCCUGGAGAGUGGCGCGUCGUUAUUCGAAUCCAUACGACUGGGAUGCUGGCUAGCUGGCCGAAAGUGUGGUCGCCUGGGUGUAGGCAAUCUGCUCGAUGGCCUAUCGGAAUCAGACACAGUAUACAGUCUGGUUUCAGGUCAGCAACACUGACUCAACGCCGGUGUACUGUACGGCCUGGAGAGUGGCGCGUCGUUAUUCGAAUCCAUACGACUGGGAUGCUGGCUAGCUGGCCGAAAGUGUGGUCGCCUGGGUGUAGGCAAUCUGCUCGAUGGCCUAUCGGAAUCAGACACAGUAUACAGUCUGCUUUCAGGUCCAGCAACACUCACCGAUCGUUACGCUAUAUCCAGUGCAGAGCGCUGGUGUGCUAAAUUUCGAAUAACAUUUUCAAAUUCGCUAUAGUCUUGAUACUCAACAAUUGUUUUUUUCCCAUAUUUCCCCUCAGCGGUAACGUUAGUCUUUAUCCUCGCAGCAACCUUGCUCAAACUAUCAGACCGUUGAUUUUAGAUCCGACAAUAUUUGAAGGUUUGCGUAUGGCAGAACUGUUGAUUUCCAUAAUAUUUUUUAAAGAGUGUAGCUUCGGUCUGUGUAUUCCGCUUUUUGAUUUCGGCAAAUUGAGCCUUCUACGGACGUUGGAUGAACUUCACAAGGUGAAAAUAGUGUAAGUAGUGGUUUUGGAAUACCUAUAGUCAUUAUCAAAGUUUUAUUUUCUAUUGUUGCCAGGUUUGGCUUGGUUUCUGUGUACUACUCUGAUGGGUGUGAAAAUGACCAAACAGUACUGUCCACUAUUGCUAGUCUAUUUUAUUUUCGGAACUAUGCUUCGGCAUGAAUGUUGACAGGCGACAAGACAUUGUCCAGCCCCUCA